Molecule: messenger RNA, 4021 nt
Organism: Apis dorsata (giant honeybee)
Lineage: Eukaryota; Metazoa; Arthropoda; Insecta; Hymenoptera; Apidae
Product: MATH and LRR domain-containing protein PFE0570w-like
Exons: 3
Coding region: 356-3865 (1169 amino acids)
Source: RefSeq, a predicted model, not a curated record
UUCUACUAUUUUUUUUUGUAUAUAUUUCAUUUGUGGUAUUCUAAAAAUGGCGUUUCUCAUAGUUUUUAUCCUGUUUUCCUUUCAUUCACUAUGCUCUUUCGUUGGAUAGAUACUUAGAUGAUUGUGAAUCGUGAAAAGAAUUAUUAUAGUGAUCAAAGUAAUUUUUUGUCACAUAAAUUUUUAAAAUUAAAAUUAUUAUUUUUGAAUUUUAUUCGUUAAAUAUUAUCAGAAAAUAUAAAAAUAUCUUACAAAUUUUUUAUUCUUAAAAUUAAAAUUUAACCUAAAACUAUCUAGUUAUCGUAAUAUGAAAAAUGAUAUUUUUUAUAAAAAAUUGAAAUAAUAAAAUUUAUUAAAAAUGGCUAAAAGAAAGAGUUUAAACAGGCGUUCAUCCAGAUAUAGUUCUACAAUUUUAAAUUCUAAUUCUGAUAUUUCGAGUGAUGAAUAUACUACUACUGAUUGGUGGAAAAAUUUGGAAGAUAAUACAAUCCGACCCUCCAUAGCUUCGAAUAUAUUAAAUCAAACAAGCCGUCAAUUAGAUUCUAACUCUCAAAUAAAAACAAGUCAAGUUACAGAUGGAUGGUGGAAAGCACUUGAAGUUACAAAUAUAUCAAAUUCCUCAAAAGUGAAUGAAAAUAUUGUAACUAAAGAAUCAAUUAACAAUGUAUUAACAUCUGAAUCUGAAGAAGAAUCAAAAAUUGUAAAAAGAAAGUAUUUUUUACGUUCAAAAAUAAGGAGAAGCGAAGAUAAUAUUUUUUUACAUGCUUUAAAUAAUUCUAUAACUACAUCUGAAUUUACACAAAAAACUGGAAAAGAAAGUUCAAUAAACAAAUCUGCAUUGAGUAAUAAAAUAGAUCUUAAUGCCGAACAAUCAAAUGAAAUACAAGUAAGUAAUUUGAGCGAUAGUCUAAACACUAAUGAUAUUUUAAAGAUGAAACCUAAUAUUUUUAAGAAAAAUAACAAAAAUCAAAAUAACAAUAUAUUUGUUAAUGUAUUAAAAAAAAAUCAAUUAGAAACACCAUUGAAAAGAAAAUCUUCAAAAAUAUCUUCUGAUAAUGAAGAUCGAGCACAAACAUCCACAGAAUAUUUAGUUCCUAUAGUGACCGAAACUUCAGAGUCUAAUGAAAUAUUACAAAAUCAAAUUUCAUUAUCAUUUAAUAACGAACAUAAUUUCUCUCAUUUCCCAAUACCAAAAGCACAGAGUACAAUACUUGAAGGUACUAGUUCAUUUAUACAUAAUAAUAAUAAAGAAAGUAACAAUAGUGAUACAAAUUCUGAAAUACUUAAACCAAAAUCUAAGUUAUUAACACGUCAUUAUAAGAAUGUAAAGGAAAAUCUAUUUGAAAAUAUUUUUGAAAAGCAAGAAACCAUUAAUAAAAUUUCUGAAAAUACAGUGGCUGAUGAUGCAGAACGUAUAUUGAAUUCAUCGGAAAUUUCUGAAGCAAAAACUGAUAAAUCAAUUACAUCGAAUAAUAUCACGUCAGAUACAAAUCAUGAUCUUUCUAAAGUUCGUAAAUCAAAAUCCAAAUUUUUAAAAAAAUUAAGAAAAAAUCAAAAAAGGAAUCUUUUUCAAGACAUAUUUGAGAAAAAUGACGAUACAUUAUCCACAUUAAAACAUUCAUUACAUCUAUCAGAAGAAGAAAAUUUAUAUUCAUCUACACAAGACAAAAAUAAACGAAUUGUAAAUAGACAAGAAAACGAAUUAAUAGAUUUUCAUUUAAGAAUGUCAGAUGAAGACGAUAAUACAAAUGUUAUUAAUAUAUCGGCAAAACCCAUACAAUCGAAACAAUCUAUCGAUAAAUCUAAAACCAAAAAUAUAGAAGAUAUUCCUAAGAGAAAAUCUAAGAAUUUACAUAAUUCAGAAAGAGAAAUCGAAGAUAUUGCGAAAAACAAGAACUUGAAUAAUAUAAAAAAAAAAUUAUCUUUGGUAAAAAAAGCAAAAAUUGAUUCAUCUGAAAAUAAGAAUAUACGAAGAAGUAGUCGUUUACAUAAAUUGCAUAAUCCUUCAAUUUCUCCGUCUGUGAGUAGAAUUGAACAAGAAGAAGUUAAAAAUACAACGCAACGGAUUUCUAAGACUUUAAAUAAAAUACAAGAAGUGGAUAAAAUCGGAGAAAAUAUAAUUGAAGAUGGAGAAGACACAACGAAAAGCAAUAAUCCAAAUAAAUCGCAAAAAUCGAUGCAUAAGUAUUUGAAAAAACAAAACGAAAGUUUCGACGAAAUUUACAAAAAAUCAGAUUUAGAAGAUUCCACCUCUAAAAUUAAUAUAGAAAUCGAGAAAAAUCAUCAAAACGAAGCAUUAAAUAAAUCUGAAGAUUCAAUGUCAUCAGUAAUCAGAAGAAAUAUUAAAGAUAUUUCAAAAGAACCGAGAAAUUCGAACAAAUUGCAAAAAAAAUCAAUGGAUACAUAUUCAAAGAGACAAAGCAAAAUAUUUCAUGAAUCAGAUUUAUCUAAUACUUCUGAAAUUGAAUUGGAAGAAAUUGAAAAGAAAUCGAUAAAAAUAACGAAUGUAAACGCGUCAUUCUUGCUUGAUAAUGAGAAACAAAAAAUUGAGAAAAAUCAUGACAAAUCAUUAAAUAAAUCUACAGAUUUAAUAUCAUCGGUGAUCGGAACGUAUGUCGAAGAUAAUAAUAUUUCAAAAAAACAAGGAAACGAUUUCUCGAAUAAAUUACAGAAGGAAUCGGUGGAUACGUAUUCGAAGACACAAAACAAAAUUUUCGAUGAAUCAGAUUUAUCCACUACUUUUGAAAUUGAAUCAGAUGAAUUUGAAAAAAAAUCAACAAAAAAAACAUCUAUUGCAAAUAUGUCAUCCUUGUCCGAUAAUGAGAAGCAAACAAUUGAGAAAAAUCGUAAUAACGAAGAAUCAGAUAAAUCUAAAAAUUUAAUGUCAUCGGUGAUUAAAAAGCACAUUGAAGAUAGAAAUAUUUCAAAAGAACAGAAAAGCAAUCGCUUAAGCAAAUUGCAGAACGAAUCGGUGGAUACGUAUUUAAAGAGACAAAGCAAAAUUUUUAAUGAAUCAAACUUACCUAUUACUUCUGAAUCGAAAGAAAUUGAGAACAAAUCAAAACGAGAAUCCAUUGCAAACGCAUCAUUUUUGUUUGAUAAUAAGAAGCAAAAAGUUGGAGAAAAUGAUAAAGUAGAGAAUAAAACUACAAAUUUUAUAUCAACGGUGACUGGAUCUCGUAUUGACAAAGAUAGCAAUGUUUCAAAGGGGCAAAGGAGUAUUAGAAACUUUUUGACACCGAAUGAUGCAUUGCCGGCAUCGCAGAUUCUUUGCGAUGAAGAAAAAGUAAAAGAAAUAAGACGAGAAUUAGAAAAAGUGAAAGAAAAGGAAAUGGCUAGCAUGGGAACGAAUAAGGUGAAAUUUGAAGAAAAGUCAUUUUUCCAAGGAAGAAAAAAAGAGUUUGGAAGAGGUAAAAAGUUGCAAACAUUACAAAAGCGAGAUCGUUCAACGAAACAAAUUCAUAGAGCUUUCUUGGUGAAUGGGCAGAAAUAUAAACCUCCCCGACUACCUCGUCCUCAACCGUGGAUCACUGAUCGUCUUUAUAAAUAUUUGUGGAAAUAUAUGGAACCGAGAUUUAAAUUGGAAACAAGAUUGGUUUCCGAAAAAUUUAUACAUCAAUUAUCCAAUGUAACGAAGUUUAUUAUGAAGUGUAAAUCGUAUUUAGAUUAUGAAAACGAAUUGUACGCUUUAAUGAAAGAAAUGGCACGUCUCGGUAUUAUUUCUACACGGAACGAUUUUUAUCAUUUUUGCCAGGAUUUCUUUCUGUAUGAACUUCGCGUUAAAAUAGUGCCAAUGUUAUUACCAGGCAACAAGAAAAAUAUACCAUAUGAUGCGAAUAAGUUAAACGAGCCUCUUCUUGACUCUUAAAAUUUUAUUAUUUGUUGAUAUACGUAUCAUCAAAUAAUAAAUUUUUUUUUUAUAUUUUAUAAAAAAAUAUGAAAUUUUUUAUUAUUAUGGUUACGAUUUAUCGGAAUGUAUACAUUGUGGAAUAUGAUAAAUAAGUUAUUUUUUUAUGUUUAAAAA